Molecule: messenger RNA, 573 nt
Organism: Miscanthus lutarioriparius
Lineage: Eukaryota; Viridiplantae; Streptophyta; Magnoliopsida; Poales; Poaceae
Source: the annotation of a GenBank genome assembly
AUGCCGGCCUUCGCGGGGAGCGCAGCGGAGCCGCCGCUGGCAGACAGCUACUACGCGCUGCUCCGCCGCCGCCGCGGCGGCGCUGAUGAAGCAGGCGCCUACGCGACGUCGACAGUGCCUUCAGACGACGACGUGCCCGUGGCGGAGUGCGAGCUCCCGAUGAUCGACGUCGGGUGCCUGACGAGCGACGACGGCUGCUCCUCGGAGGCGGAACGCGCGGCGUGCACGGCCGCCAUCGCGCGCGCCGCCGAGGAGUGGGGCUUCUUCCAGGUGCGCAACCACGGCGUGUCGCAGGCGCUCCUGGACGCGAUGCGGCGGGAGCAGGCGCGCCUGUUCCGCCUGCCGUUCGAGGCCAAGGCCACGGCCGGCCUGCUCAACGACUCCUACCGCUGGGGCACCCCGACCGCGACGUCCCCGCAGCAGCUGUCCUGGUCCGAGGCCUUCCACGUCCCGCUCGCCGGCGUCUCCGGGUCAGCCGCCGGCGGCACCUGCAACUUCGGCGAACUCACCACCCUCAGGUUCGUAUACGUGCGCAGUAUCACUUCUGUUAAGUGUGAACGUCUCCUCAAUUAG